Messenger RNA from Ambispora leptoticha, 639 nucleotides. The record is from the annotation of a GenBank genome assembly. NCBI's taxonomy places the organism in Eukaryota, Fungi, Glomeromycota, Glomeromycetes, Archaeosporales, Ambisporaceae.
AUGUCAAAUAUACAUUCCUCGAAACAUCCUCUUGUCGAUCAUAAAAUCUCAAUACUUCGCAAUAAGAAUACCAAACCGAAGCAAUUUAGAGAACUCCUACAUGAAAUCGGGCAAUUGCUUGCAUAUGAAGCUACAGCUGAUUUGCCAAUUAAGCAAACUGACGUGCGGGAAAGUCCAUUGAAAUCUUACACUGCUACCGAAUUGGCCGGCAAAAUUGGUCUUGUACCCAUUCUCAGAUCUGGACUUAGCUUCGUGAAUGCUUUGGAAGCUUUGAUUCCCUCUGCACGAGUAUUACAUCUUGGAAUUUUCCGAGAAAAAGUUUCUUUGCAGCCUGUUGAAUAUUACAAUAAGCUUCCUAACGUGCCGAACGUUGAUCAAGUAAUAGUGUUGGACCCCAUGAUCGCUACAGGUGGAACUGCAAUAGCAGCCGUAUCAAUUCUUAAGGAUUGGGGCAUAACAAAUAAAAUCAAAUUUAUUACUGUGUGCGCGUCCAAACAAGGCCUUGAAAAAUUAACAGAAAAAUAUCCAGAUGUCGAAGUGUUCGUUGGUGUGGUAGAUGGAAUCUUGGACGAACAUGGUUAUAUUGUACCAGGAUUAGGGGAUGCUGGGGAUAGGUUAUACGAUACCAUACAAGAUUAA